This is a messenger RNA of Manihot esculenta (cassava), 946 nucleotides long. Its product is annotated as probable ribosome biogenesis protein RLP24. Lineage: Eukaryota; Viridiplantae; Streptophyta; Magnoliopsida; Malpighiales; Euphorbiaceae. The transcript has 5 exons. The record is from RefSeq and is a predicted model, not a curated record. Gene Ontology annotation, cellular component: nucleolus. Bases 180 to 686 code for a protein of 168 amino acids. Gene Ontology annotation, biological process: ribosomal large subunit biogenesis.
GUGAUAUUUGUUGGGUUUUGGUCUAAGUGGAACACCUAAGACAAUCUCUGAUUCAUAGCGAAGUUGUGGGGCCAUCUCUUGCUUAAACCCUAAAAUCACCCUUCACACCCUCACAGCCCCGUGAUGUUACAAAGAGGCAAACCCUAACUUAGUUCAGGGUUCUCUAAAGCUAGGGUACAAUGAGAUUGGAGAAGUGUUGGUUUUGCUCAUCUACUAUUUACCCUGGUCAUGGUAUCCAGUUUGUCCGAAAUGAUGCCAAGAUUUUUCGAUUUUGUAGAUCCAAAUGCCAUAAGAACUUUAAAAUGAAGAGAAACCCACGCAAAGUAAAAUGGACCAAGGCCUACAGGCGUUUGCAUGGAAAGGACAUGACACAGGAUUCAACCUUUGAAUUUGAGAGAAAGAGGAAUAGACCUGAGAGAUAUGAUAGGAAUCUUGCUGAGAAUACUCUGAAGGCUAUUAAGAAGAUUGAUAAAGUCAGAUCUAACAGGGAAGCCAAACACAUUGAAAAGAGGAUGAAGGUGAAGAAAGGUAAGGAGCAGAGAGAGGCAGCGAAGGAAUUGGAGCAGAGUAUCCACUUGGUUAAACCUCCUUCAGUUCUUGCUGAAGAUCCAUCUCUCACAUUGCCCAAGAUCAAGGUCACUGUCUCCAAACAUCAAACAGAGGAAAACCAUGCAAUGGAGGAGUGAUUUUUUUUUUUUUACUGGUUUAUAUUAUAUGUGCCUUUCUCUUUUGUUCUUUUUCUUUUCAUUUCUUUGUUGGAAGAGAGGGAGUUUGUGUAAGAGGUGUUUCAGCACUUGUAAUUGCAGGGGUGUCAAUCCUGUAAUGGCAGGGGACUAUGACAUUUUCUUGCCUUUUGUGGCAGAGAUGAUACUGUUUUUGAUAAUUUUACAAUUAUUAUAAUUAAAUUAGAUAAUGGAACUGGUUAACAUACAGCGUUAGUUUUCAA